Sclerotinia sclerotiorum 1980 UF-70 is the source of this 1119-nucleotide messenger RNA. RefSeq lists its product as hypothetical. The coding region runs from base 1 to 1119 and encodes 372 amino acids. NCBI's taxonomy places the organism in Eukaryota, Fungi, Ascomycota, Leotiomycetes, Helotiales, Sclerotiniaceae. The record is from RefSeq and is a predicted model, not a curated record. Gene Ontology annotation, cellular component: plasma membrane. The transcript has 3 exons.
AUGUCUUCAAGUUUUGAUGGGAAACGAGCUGCGAGCGAUGAUAUUCACAAACCAUUCUCACCAUCGGCCGCUGCCAGUUCAUCAGGUCAACAAAAUGGUCAUAAUGCAUCUCGCAGUACACCAGGUCGUACCGGUGAUCGUUUAAUCAAUGUUCAACCACCAAGAAGAGAAGAUCUUCAACCUUCUUAUGCUCAAAUUUUGCAGGGUGAUGAUGAUACAAGUACUUCAGGGUGGUAUGGGAGUAUGAUCAACACUCUCGGAGCUUGUCUCGGUACCUGUGGAGCUAUUCCUGGUUGUUUUAUCUGCCCGAAUCCAUAUAAGCCAGUUUCGCAGGGUAAUGUUGGUCUUGUUACCAAAUUUGGUCGCUUUUAUCGUGCAGUUGAUCCUGGUCUUGUCAAGAUCAAUCCUCUCAGUGAACGUCUCAUUCAGGUUGAUGUUAAGAUUCAGAUUGUUGAGGUUCCCCAACAAGUUUGCAUGACCAAAGAUAACGUUACCUUACAUUUGACUUCCGUCAUCUAUUAUCACAUCACAUCCCCUCACAAGGCUGCUUUCGGUAUCUCCAAUGUUCGCCAAGCACUUGUCGAACGUACACAAACCACACUUCGACAUGUUGUUGGUGCUCGUGUUUUACAAGAUGUCAUCGAACGUCGUGAGGAAGUUGCGCAAUCAAUUGAGGAAAUAAUCGAAGAUGUUGCAUCUGGUUGGGGUGUACAGGUUGAGAGCAUGCUCAUCAAGGAUAUGAUCUUCAGUAAUGAACUUCAAGAAUCUCUCUCCAUGGCUGCACAAUCGAAGCGUAUUGGAGAGUCUAAGGUUAUUGCGGCUCGUGCUGAAGUUGAGUCCGCUAAGCUUAUGCGUCAAGCCGCCGAUAUUCUCUCCAGUGCACCAGCCAUGCAAAUUAGAUAUCUCGAGGCAAUGCAAGCUAUGGCUAAAUCCGCCAAUAGCAAGGUUAUUUUCCUCCCAGGUGCUUCAACUAUUGGAAAUCAAAUGGCAAAUGCUUUGGGAGAAAUUUCAGGAGAUCAUGCUGGUGCUUCUAACAGCAGAAAUGAUGCUGGUGAUUUUGGAGGUCUGGAUUCCGGUUUUCAAAAGGCUAUCAACGCCCAUGUUGUUGAGAAUAUUUAA